CUCGGCCGGUCGCCCGUCCGGGGCGGGGCCCAGGGAGGCGGGGUCGCGGGCGCACCCGGGCCGAGCCGCGCCUGGAGCCGGGCGGGGAGGCGGCGGGAGGGGCCGGGACAGCCUGAUUGAGCGGCGGCCGCAGCUGCAGCAGGACUGCCCGGGGCCGCGCGCCGGGAACCUCGCGGGGCUGGCGGGCGCCGCACCCCCUCCCUGGCCGCCUGCGCCCCGGGGAGGCCGCCCGCGCGCGACGGGACCGGCAGCAUGAGCAGCGGCUACAGCAGCCUGGAGGAGGACGCCGAGGACUUCUUCUUCACCGCCAGGACCUCCUUCUUCAGGAGAGCGCCCCAGGGCAAGCCCCGCUCCGGCCAGCAAGAUGUUGAGAAAGACAAGGAAGCCCACAGUUACCUCAGCAAAGAGGAGAUCAAAGAGAAAGUUCAUAAAUACAACUUAGCAGUCACAGACAAGUUGAAGAUGACCUUGAAUUCAAAUGGGAUUUACACUGGCUUCAUUAAAGUACAGAUGGAACUCUGCAAAUCUCCACAGACUUCUCCAAAUUCUGGAAAACUCUCUCCCAGUGGCAAUGGCUGUAUGAAUACACUUCAUAUCAGCAGCACAAACACUGUCGGGGAAGUGAUCGAGGCCCUGCUCAAAAAGUUUCUCGUGACUGAGAGCCCUGCCAAGUUUGCACUUUAUAAGCGUUGUCACAGGGAAGACCAAGUCUACGCCUGCAAGCUCUCAGACCGGGAACAUCCACUCUACCUGCGUUUGGUAGCAGGGCCCAGAACAGACACACUUAGUUUUGUUCUUCGUGAACAUGAAAUUGGAGAGUGGGAAGCCUUCAGCCUUCCAGAACUACAGAAUUUCUUGCGCAUCUUGGACAAGGAAGAAGAUGAGCAGCUGCAGAAUCUGAAGAGGCGCUACACAGCCUACAGACACAAGCUGGAAGAAGCCCUCCGUGAGGUGUGGAAGCCUGAUUAAAGCGGGGCUCCCUGCCCGCGAGGCCCGGUGCAGGACCAAUGUACAAAACAGCAGCAAGUGCCUCUCUUGUCAGAGGGCUGCUGUCUUGCCCCACUAUGCUAGGGUCUUCCCCUUUCUAUCUGUAGAUUUUGUUCCCCAAACCUGGUCACACAGCAUCCUGCACCUUAGCGUCCCAUGUAAGGGAGUCUGCAAGCUUGUUGUUCAGCACCGCAGUGUUACCUCUUGGCAAGCUGUGAACCUGUCGCCUCAUCAGGAGCAUUCGAGGGUGCUUGGAAGCAUGAACUCUGGGGGUGUUUUUUUUUUGUUUUUUGUUUUUUUGGUUAUUUUAAUUAUGUGAUGAUGCUGUUAAGCUUAUGGAUAUGCAGUUGAUUUUUUAAAAAGCUUAACUAGGAAUCUUUCUGAAUACUUGUCCUAUUUUGAAACUACCUGUCUGGUUUUUUGUUUGGUUUUGUUUUCUUUUUUUAAUGUCAGAGGAAUCUAUCCAUGUGAAUCGAAAGGCACAGGAAUCUAGGAACUCUGAGGAAUUUAUUGUGAAGGAUUUUGUUAGGGGGUUGACAGAGAAAGGAAAGUGUAAGUUUGGAAGAAGGCAUGUGGGGUGGUGGUGAGCGCUGCGGGCUAUGGAAGGUGACUUGGCUUUUCAGUUAGGGGUAGUGGAGAAAGGGGUAGUUGCUUGUAAAUGAGUUAAAAGCAUUCAGUGUGGAGAGAUGUUAAACCCAUUUUAGGAUCGCUUGGUUUCCUGGUGGGUAGAAUGUGAGAACAGAGCCAGAGGCAGGAGCUAAACCAAAAGGAGAGACCCAUGAACUCUGCAGCCGACUGAUCAGAGAAUCAAGCAGGUGGAGCCUACCAACCUGGGCAGAGGUGGGCCUCAUGCUGCAGCUGGAUCCGACCCUCUAAUUCUGCCCUUUUGGAGUGGAAGGUCUGAUUGGUGUAGCUGCUCUGCAUAGGCAGGACAGUGACCGUUCACUAACUCUUGUUAAGUUACAUAGUGUAUAGCUUUACCCCACAGGUGGUUUUCAAAGUUGAGACGGAAUUCGGGUAGGGGCAGCUGUUUUUCCCUUGAUUGUUAGCUAGGAUAUUUAUCAAGUAAACUUUGGUGACAAUCACUCUCUUCCCUUUUAUUCCUCCUUUCCUUUUCCUUUCUUCCCUUCCCUUCUGUCUCCCACCCUACCUUGUUCCUUUCCUCCCUCCCUCCCUCCCUCCCUCCCUCUCCCUCUCCCUCCCUCCCUCCCUCCCUCCCUCCCUCUCCCUCUCCCUUUCUUUUCUACAUUGAAAUCUGUUCUUACAUAAUAUAGAACAGGGCUAUUGAAUAAAGACCCAAUCCUACCAGAUCUUUAGUUCUAAAGGGCAACUUGACUGUGAGUGUAGGAGGGCCCGCAAGAAAGGGAGGAAAGUCCACACCCAGCUAACCACACAACAGGGCUUCAUUAUGGAAAUAUUUUAACAAAAGUACAUGUUAUUACCAACCAAAGAAAUGCAUGUGCAAUAGAAGCCUUCCUUAAAACAGGCUAAAUAACCUCAUUUUAUGCAGCAGUUUAAUCUGAGAACAGAGGGAAAGGUGUGCAGUGGUUCCAGAGGGGCCUUAUAUUCUAUUUUUAGUCUAGAUAUUUUUUGUUUAUAAAUUCCCAAGGAAUUGUUAACACUUUGGUGACACCUAAUGGAUUCUUUUUGAAAUUCCAAGGUGCUUCAGUUCUUUGCCUAAGUGAACUGUGCCUUUUAUUGCAUUUCUGUUCCUCUCUUGGUGGUUCUUCUGACUUUUUGGAGAAUACCCAUCUUGUUGGAGGCAGACUUAAGUUGUUAUGCUGUGCCACACAAUUUACUGAGACAAUCGUAUCUUCCUAAGCAUUUAAGGAAAGUUGAAAAAAAUAGAAUUAGCAGUUAUAAAAUACGUAUGGCACAUCUUGUUUAAUUUUGCAUGUAACUUCUCUUUUGUACAUUGAUGAGGUUUUAGUGACAUUGUCAUCCAACACUUUACCUUUAUUGUUCAGGGAAUGCCUUCGUGAUUUUUUUACUGGUUUUACUAUUCAGACUAUGGUCUGGGUUUGAGUAUAUUGUUAUUACCACCUGGUUUUUUAAUUAUUCAUCCCAGUAAACUUAUAUUUUGUGAAGCAUUUGUUUCUCAGAUUAAGACACUGUUAGAACCUAAAGUAGUAGCUGAUGGGUAUCUGUGAAUUUUUUUUUUUUUUUUUUUUUUACUUGAAGUAGAUUGUCUGAAUAGGCAUCCUCAUCUGUAUUAUCCAGAACCUCGCUCACUGUCAUGUGCACUACAAAUUGCAAUUUGGAAACUUACUGUAUUGAAAUUCUGUCAGUUCAUGGUUCUUGAAGACUGAUGUCCUUUCCCAAACACUGGUUACUGCAGCAGCAUUUUUAAUGUGUAAGUGAAGAAAAAAGGCCACUAAGGCCAAAGAUUUUUUAAGAAUCAUUGUACAAUUCAUUAUGUUAAACUAUCUAAGCUUUGCUGUAAUACUGUUUUCUCUUCAAUAUGUGAUGGUACAGGAAAGAUGUUAAAUGAAGGGGUAGUAUUGCAGGAGAGCAUUUUAAAUGGCAGAAGUAAAAAGUUAUAAUAUUUAUAAUUUUGAUGGGUUUAAGUUUAUUUUUGUAGGGAAGAUUUUUCUCCCCUAAAAUAGUUUCUAGAAUGGCAAAAUUGUUUCCAUUAUUAAAAAUUGAAGUUAUUA
This is a messenger RNA of Pongo pygmaeus (Bornean orangutan), 3641 nucleotides long. It is a transcript of the gene RASSF3, whose product is annotated as Ras association domain family member 3. The record is from RefSeq and is a predicted model, not a curated record. Bases 253 to 969 code for a protein of 238 amino acids. Gene Ontology annotation, biological process: signal transduction. Gene Ontology annotation, cellular component: cytoplasm. Lineage: Eukaryota; Metazoa; Chordata; Mammalia; Primates; Hominidae. The transcript is spliced from 5 exons.